Molecule: messenger RNA, 1251 nt
Organism: Oncorhynchus masou masou (cherry salmon)
Lineage: Eukaryota; Metazoa; Chordata; Actinopteri; Salmoniformes; Salmonidae
Gene: churc1
Product: churchill domain containing 1
Exons: 4
Coding region: 186-524 (112 amino acids)
Biological process (GO): multicellular organism development; fibroblast growth factor receptor signaling pathway; positive regulation of DNA-templated transcription
Molecular function (GO): zinc ion binding
Source: RefSeq, a predicted model, not a curated record
CUAGUUAUAUUCCCGGAAGUUAAGAAUAGCCUGUCAUUGCGGAAGUAGCUUCAGUGAAGAAAACCUUUUUUGUUGAGAAUUGAAAGAUAAUAAUUUACUGUCGUGAGAAAACGAGUCACGUCAUAUAGUUAGAGAUUACUACCCGUUUUACUGUGUCUAUUGCUGGCUUUUUGAAAAGGAGUAAAAUGUGUAAUGGUUGUGUGCAGAAAGAGUACCCCGACAGGGGGAACACAUGUUUGGAGAAUGGCUCCUACUUGAUGAACUACCUGGGCUGUGCCAACUGUCACCAGAGGGACUUUGUGUUGAUCAGCAACAAGGCCACAGAGGAUGAGGAUGGAGAGGAGAUAGUCACCUAUGAUCAUGUGUGUAAAAACUGUGACCACGUCGUAGCCAGGCAUGAGUAUACCUUCUCUGUGGUGGACGAUUAUCAGGAGUACACAAUGUUGUGCAUGCUGUGUGGGAAGGCGGAGGACUCCAUCAGUGUGCUGCCAGAUGAUCCCAGGCAAACCGCCCCUCUCUUCUAGAAGAGUACAAUGAAAGACUGAGAUGACCAGAUGUAAACAAUCAAGAACUGCAAGCUCAACAUGGACCAGAAGUCCCAUGAAAGAGAUGGACUAUUAGCAUUCUAGAAAAUAGACCAGGUAUUCUAGAACACAUAUCACUUCUCAAACCCAUAUAGCCAUGCAUCUCUAUAUGGCUCUGCCCAGACAUAACAUUUCACUUAUAGAACACAGAGCUUGUCUAAGAUGGCAAGUCCUAUAUUCAUCAAAUUGAAAUGUAGGGCCUAGUUCACUCAUUAACAUCCCCAACCCCCACCCCAUAAGCACUAUUAGAGAUUAAUCUUGGCUUAUCAGAGUGCAAGAAGAAGCUACUACCAUAUCACAUUUACAUUAAGUUUGUUGAAGGUUUGGGGGCUAAGGGUUGUUUCUGUAUAGGGCCUAUGUUGGGGACUAGUGGUUGUUUCUGUAUAGGGUCUAGGUUGGGCCUAAGGGUUGUUUCUUGACAGGGUCUAGGUUGGGGCUUAGGGUUGUUUCUGGACAGGGCCUAGGUUGCAGACUAGUGGUUGUUUCUGUAUAGGGUCUAGGUUGGGGCUACGGGAUCACAUGUCUAUUUAAAUAGAUUUGACAGUAUUGUUUUUUAAAUAUAAAUAUUAAGUAAAACAAAUGUUUGUAUGUUGUGGGGGGCAAUGGAACUUGACACUGUACGCAUUUGUUGGUUGCAUCAUAGCGUAAUAAAGACAACGUGUAGGUA